ACCCUAUGCAGUUCAUCCUCGGCGUGAAAAGAAAAAAAAACAAUAAAAAGCUUCCAAGGGACGUUUCGCCCUCCCAGUGCAGCAAGGCGCAGGGAUCAGUGUGGAUAGGAAGUGUAAGGGUUCUGCUGGGCAGCUAUGGAAGAACUUACCGCUUUUGUAUCCAAAUCGUUUGACCAAAAAAGCAAAGAAAGUAACAGCGGCGGCGGCGGUGGCAGCGGCAAAAAGGAGACAAUUACCUACAGGGAAGUUUUGGAAACUGGUUUGGCUCGGAUGAGGGAGCUUGGAAACUCUGAGACUAACCUCCAGGACAUCACCGACACCAGCAACCACUGCCCGCUGCACCUUUAUAAAGAGCACGGCGCCGACAGCGACAAGGACAAACUCAAAGACUACGUUUCGGCCAGAGUCUCGGAAGGGAUCUAUGAGUGCAAAGAGAAGAGGGAUGAUGUGAAGUCAGAGGAUGAAGAUCAGCAGACUAAGCUGAAGCAGAGGAGAAGCAGAACUAAUUUUACACUAGAGCAGUUAAAUGAGCUUGAAAGGCUGUUUGAUGAGACCCACUAUCCUGAUGCCUUCAUGAGAGAAGAGCUGAGCCAGAGACUGGGACUAUCUGAAGCCAGGGUCCAGGUUUGGUUUCAGAAUAGGAGAGCAAAAUGCAGAAAACAAGAAAACCAAAUGCACAAAGGUGUGAUUUUAGGAACGGGAGGUCACUUAGAAAGCUGCAGAGUUGCUCCAUAUGUGAACAUGGGAGCCCUGAGGAUGCCUUUCCAGCAGGUACAAGCCCAGUUACAGUUGGAAGGAGUAGCCCAUGCACAUCCUCACCUCCACCCACAUCUGGCUGCUCACGCUCCCUACCUGAUGUUCCCUCCUCCACCCUUUGGACUUCCAAUUGCAUCUUUGGCAGACACAGCAUCUGCUGCAGCUGUAGUAGCAGCAGCUGCCAAAAGCAACAGCAAAAACUCCAGUAUUGCUGACUUACGACUCAAAGCCAGAAAACAUGCUGAGGCUUUGGGUCUUUGACACUUAUAGCCAUUGAAAAAUCAAUGUACUGAAUCCCCUUUUAGACCUCUGAGAGACUCUCCAAGCACCAACUAUUUUGGUAAAAUGCUUUGCAAAUGUAUACAAAUGAUACACAGACAUUAAUAUGGCUAUACCUGUUUAUUUAGAAGAUCAAAGAAAAUCAUGGAGGAUUCACUAUGCAGGGCAUCAUUUGGGCUGGCUCAGAGAGGCUGAAAAGCUUGAAGUUAAACCUAUCAAGAAUUAUUUUUGUUGCAAGUUUUCGGCCAUGAUAUUUCUGAAUUGGAAUUGCAGCUGAAAGUGAUUCAGAUACUUUACCCCAGCUGUGGACAGACAUGGGGACAUUAAUCAAGACUUAAGACUGAAAUAUAGAAAUUUUUUAUUCCCUGAAAAGGUUUUUCUAACUUCACCAAGGCUGCUUUCAGUUUUAAAAUCCUGUGCAUGUGUCUAAGCAAACAAAUUUGGAAAAUCAUAUAAAUAUAUAUGCGUAUAUGGUAAAUAAUAGAUUUCUGGGGCUGGUUCCCCUCUGGCAUUACUUUGUUACCAAUGGUAUUAUUUCACUACCAUGAGAAUCUCCAACCCAAGAACAAGAGUGGUCUCCCAUUAAAAGUGGAGUUGCAGACACAUCCUGUGCUUUAUGUAAAAACCUUUUUGCAAAAGCAGACAGCAAUAAUUUUAUUUCUUCAGUUGUUCUUUAGAAGAAGAAUUAUGCUACAACACGUUUUGUGGUGGUUUGGAAACAGAACAUAUCCAUAGUUAUCCAUUGAAAAGUAAACUUUUUGUAUCACAAAACACCACGUUCUGUAAAAUUACCUGUAUGUGUUACCACCCCCAGAUCAUAUAUGCUAUAUUGGCCCCAAUUCUGCAACAUACUGAGAUGAAGAUGUCCCUCUGGUGUUUGGAAAUAAUAUUGAUAUAGAAUCAUUGUUUACUAAAUGCAAUGAAGCGCAGUUAAGUGCAAUACUGUAAAUAUUAUAGAUUUAAAAAGAUGAAAAUGGAAAGUUACGAUAUUGAUAAUUACAUUUGCAUUCACCAAGAUUUAGCACUUUGUGCUUCAUUUGUGUGUUGCAGCACAUUGCCAAAUGAGUGUAUUGCUAAGGAAUGGACAAAAUAGUCCAAUGUCUUUUUUAAUGUAUGAAAAAAAAUGAUGCCAUGAUUUUAGUGCAGUAAAUAUGUGCCAUAAAAUUCAGAAUUAAGCUAAAGUAUCCGGC
Messenger RNA from Xenopus laevis (African clawed frog), 2225 nucleotides. It is a transcript of the gene shox.S, whose product is annotated as short stature homeobox protein. Bases 136 to 1017 code for a protein of 293 amino acids. The record is from RefSeq and is a predicted model, not a curated record. NCBI's taxonomy places the organism in Eukaryota, Metazoa, Chordata, Amphibia, Anura, Pipidae. The transcript is spliced from 5 exons.